Messenger RNA from Coffea eugenioides, 1772 nucleotides. Its product is annotated as AP-4 complex subunit mu. NCBI's taxonomy places the organism in Eukaryota, Viridiplantae, Streptophyta, Magnoliopsida, Gentianales, Rubiaceae. The transcript is spliced from 13 exons. Bases 120 to 1475 code for a protein of 451 amino acids. Gene Ontology annotation, biological process: protein targeting; Golgi to lysosome transport. Gene Ontology annotation, cellular component: clathrin adaptor complex; trans-Golgi network; cytoplasmic vesicle. The record is from RefSeq and is a predicted model, not a curated record.
CCAUUCAGUGCAGACAGGAAAUCACGUUGACCCGACCCGAUAGGAAUUAAAGCUGAAAAAGCUUCGAAGCUCCCAAUCGGAAGCGUCCAGCAAGUGGUGGUGGUGGUGCACUGGUGGUGAUGAUCUCUCAGUUCUUCGUCCUCUCGCAAAGAGGCGAUAACAUCGUCUUUCGCGACUAUCGUGGUGAUGUGCAAAAAGGGAGUGCAGAGAUUUUCUUCCGCAAAGUAAAGUUUUGGAGUGAAGAUGCCGAAGAGGAGGCUCCACCUGUCUUUAACGUGGACGGUGUAAACUACUUCCAUGUUAAGGUGGUUGGUCUGCUGUUUGUUGCGACCAUGAGAACAAAUACCUCGCCUUCUCUGGUUUUGGAGCUUUUACAGAGGAUUGCGCGUGUCAUCAAAGAUUAUCUUGGUGUGCUUAGUGAAGAUUCACUGCGCAAAAAUUUUGUUCUCGUCUAUGAGUUGCUUGACGAAGUCAUUGAUUUUGGAUACGUACAAACAACAUCUACUGAAGUGUUGAAGUCUUAUGUAUUUAACGAGCCAAUUGUGGUUGAUGCUGCCCGUUUGCCUCCCCUUGGUCCUGCUUCCUUGUUUAUGCAAGGGAGCAAAAGAAUGCCCGGUACAGCCAUUACAAAGUCUGUGGUGGCAAAUGAACCAGGAGGUCGUAAGAGGGAGGAGAUAUUUGUGGACAUUAUUGAGAAAAUCAGUGUCACUUUUAGCUCUAGCGGAUAUAUAUUAACUUCUGAAAUUGAUGGAACUAUUCAAAUGAAGAGUUAUCUGACUGGAAAUCCAGAAAUCAGAUUAGCUCUUACUGAUGAGCUAACCAUUGGAAGAGGCGGGAGGUCAAUAUAUGAUUAUGGGGGUUCGUCAGGUUCAGGUGCUGUAAUACUGGAUGACUGCAAUUUCCAUGAGUCUGUACAUCUGGAUAGUUUUGAUGUGGACAGGACCCUAAGUCUGGUUCCACCGGACGGUGAAUUUCCAGUCAUGAAUUACCGUAUAACUCAGGAAUUUAAGCCUCCUUUCCGUAUUAACACAUUAAUUGAAGAAGCUGGACAGCUUAGGGCUGAAGUUAUGUUGAAAAUCCGUGCUGAGUUUCCUUCAAGCAUUACUGCAAAUACAAUUGUAGUGCAGAUGCCAUUGCCUAAAUACACCACAAGAGUUAGUUUUGAGUUGGAACCUGGAGCCGUUGGACAGACAACUGAUUUCAAGGAAUCAAAUAGGAGACUGGAGUGGAGUUUGAAGAAGAUCAUCGGUGGAUCAGAACAUACACUGCGUGCUAAGCUGACUUUUUCGCAAGAAUUACAUGGGAAUAUCACAAAGGAGGCUGGACCUGUGAGCAUGACCUUCACCGUACCAAUGUACAAUCCUUCUAGGCUCCAGGUGAAAUACUUGCAGAUAGCCAAAAAAUCCAAAACUUACAAUCCGUAUAGAUGGGUGAGAUACGUAACCCAGGCUAAUUCCUAUGUUGCUCGCAUAUGAUAGAAGAGCCCUUGUCUGAGACGUAAUUUUUCGUUCUUGUUAUUAUCCUUUCUGCUUCUCAAUUUCCGUGUAAUUGUGAUAGAGAGUCGAUCAUAUGAUACUGGAGUGAGUGAUUUUUCACUUCUUUCUGGUAUUUGCACUCUUCAGUUAGGUCUCUAGUAGCAACUAUAUAUUUUUAGUGGGUGAAUCGGAGCGCAGGAAAUUAAAUAGGGAAUGCGAAUAUCAAUUCCCUAUCUUAAACUUAAAGUGGCCUGGGAUUAAUCACUGUGCAAUUUAUGAAUAUGAAGCAGCUUAUAA